Messenger RNA from Schizosaccharomyces japonicus yFS275, 1435 nucleotides. RefSeq lists its product as hypothetical. Bases 533 to 904 code for a protein of 123 amino acids. The transcript has a single exon. The record is from RefSeq and is a predicted model, not a curated record. NCBI's taxonomy places the organism in Eukaryota, Fungi, Ascomycota, Schizosaccharomycetes, Schizosaccharomycetales, Schizosaccharomycetaceae.
CACGGCUCUGUGUUCUUAUAUCGCCUAAAACGACAAAUCUGCGCUGCAUCUAGCUCCUUCUUGCGCUAUUCCUCCACACCUCUGCCCAUCCACCACUACCUCCAAAAGCCGAACGAAACGUACGCUGUCAGUCCGCCUCCCUCCGCUUCGGUUGGCCUCGUUUACCGUCUCUGUCUCUUUUUCGAAUUUUGUUUUCUCGGAUUUCCUGGAUCUCUGUUUCCCUGUUGAUCUCGUCGUCAGAGCAAAAAGGAACCAGCUCUCUCCCCCAUACUCAAACUUUUUGUCAUUCAUUCCUUCCUUCCUUCAUUACUUCCUGUUCCUACGCCUGUUCCUUCCACUCUCUUACAUACAAAUACACACACAUUCUCUCUCUCACUCUCUCACACACACUCACACACACUCUCUCACUCUCUCUCUUUUCUCCCCUCUAAAACCUCCUUCCUCUCCAUGUUUUCUCCGCGUCUCUCUCCUUCUUUUGUGAUUUAAUUUUGCUGUUUUCGUCUUUUUCCUUCAUUUCUUCAUUUCCUCGCUCAUGGCUCGUCCAUACAUGCACAACGAUGAUGAAUCUACAAACUCUAUUCCUCUCCGCGACCUGCGUCCUCCUGCUCGAAAUUCACAACAAUCCACCGUUGGUAUCCACACAGACGUUGAUGUCGAAACCGACGUCGACGUUCACUCGCCUUUCCUUGAUCCAGCGAGUCCCGACCUGAGUGAACAGGAUAUCAACAGCAGAGUCCUCGAUCCCAGCGACUUUCCGGGAAUCCAUCAACUCGAUGGACUUGGCACGCUCGAUGACAUAGACGCCGGGAGCGCCGCUCAGCACGAGCCCGGUCUGAAGCUUCCUCUACUCCUCGCUCGUCCUCGCCCGUUGCGGCUCUUCCCACGUCGGGCAAUGAGCGGAUGACAGACACUCCAGAGUCCAUGCAAACCACAGAGAACCCGUUUCUUUCAUACCAUGCACGUCAACGGUCAUCCACCAGUUUCGCCGACAACGAGGCCCUUCUCACUCAUUCCCUGGGCAUAGACGCUUCCCAAGGGAAGCAGACCCCUCCUCCUACCACCUCAUUCACCUCAUCUACGCCUUCCGCUUUCCACAAGUCCGACUCUGCACAUAGAUCCAAAUACGCCUCUUCUGCAGCCUAUUCCAAGCGACGUCUCAAAUUCUCUCAGUUUCGUGCCAUACUUUCCGUUCUCUUCGCCGAAUUCUACACCUCUGUGGUGCGCGUUGUCAACAGCCCUUAUACCAGUAAACAGUAUCCCGAGCAUAUUUCCCGCCCGGGCACUAAACAAUGCCGAAAGAUUUUCUCUUCGCCGGUGUUCAAUCUUACCAUUUUUUUCCUCCUCGUUCACCAUGCUAUCGUCCUUGCAUGUCGUACAAGCAGUAUGCCAGGAGCCCUCAAGGCUAUUGACCUUACAAUCUUUGUUAUUUUCCUUU